CUGUCCCUUCGAGCGGUCAGUCGAGAAUCUGCACUGGCCUGCCCCGCCCCUCGUCCACCGAUUCCCCUACGAGCUGAGAUCUGUUACCUGCUGCUCACUCACUCGAUCCGUGGAACCCUUGUCGGCACCAGUAUAAUUCGGCAAUCGCGGUCCACGAGCGCUCAGUUAGAACUUUGAACUGGUUGAAGCAACUUCAGGGAACGAGCCCCCAGAAAUACCCAAGAAAUGAAAGGAAUGCGCCUCAUACCCAUGAAAAUGAAAGCGAAUUUAGUUGUGCUCUCUGUGGGAGCUCUCUGGACGAUAAUGAUGGUUUUUCUGGUGGAUUCCGCCGAGGGCAGGCGACUGAGUCAGCAGCCCGAGAGUGAGUGCGAUUUUGAUUUCAAGGAGCAGCCGGAGGACUUUUUUGGCUUGCUGGAUUCUCCACAGGUGCCGCCCAAGGAGCCAAAGGAUGACAUCCAUCCACUGAAGGCUGACGGACAAUAUUCGGGGAGACGCCGGAAGCAGGGGCAUAAAUCGCGAGACAAAGCCGCUCCGAGAUUACCCCCUCCAUUUCUGUGGACCGAUGAUUCCGUUGAUGUCCUGCAGCACAGUCACUCACCCACCUUACAUGGCAAAGCAGUCCAGAGAAGGCGAAGAGCUGUUACCGUGAGGAAGGAGCGGACCUGGGACUAUGGGGUCAUACCCUACGAGAUCGAUACCAUCUUCAGUGGAGCCCACAAGGCGCUCUUCAAGCAGGCCAUGCGCCACUGGGAGAACUUCACCUGCAUCAAAUUCGUGGAGCGGGAUGCCAAUUUGCAUGCGAACUAUAUAUACUUUACAGUCAAGAAUUGCGGUUGCUGUUCGUUUCUGGGUAAGAAUGGGAACGGACGCCAGCCCAUCUCCAUUGGACGCAAUUGCGAAAAGUUUGGCAUUAUAAUUCAUGAGCUGGGUCACACAAUCGGUUUUCACCAUGAACAUGCCCGCGGAGACAGAGAUAAGCACAUCGUGAUUAACAAGGCGAAUAUCAUGCGGGGUCAGGAGUACAACUUUGACGUCCUCUCGCCGGAGGAGGUGGACUUGCCCCUACUGCCCUACGAUCUUAACUCCAUUAUGCAUUAUGCCAAGAACUCGUUUUCGAAGAGUCCCUACCUGGACACCAUCACACCGAUAGGAAUUCCACAUGGAACCCAUUUGGAGUUGGGUCAGCGGAGGCGUCUUAGUCGCGGGGAUAUUGUUCAAGCCAAUCUGCUUUACAAGUGCGCCUCCUGUGGGCGAACUUAUCAGCAGAAUUCAGGACACAUAGUGAGUCCACACUUUGUGUACUCCGGCAAUGGAGUGCUCAGCGAGUUCGAGGGUAGCGGUGAUGCUGGAGAAGAUCCCUCCGCGGGAUCUGAGUUCGAUGCCUCGCUGACCAACUGCGAGUGGCGGAUCACGGCCACCAAUGGGGAAAAGGUCAUCUUGCAUCUGCAGCAGCUGCAUCUGAUGAGCUCCGAUGAUUGUACUCAGGAUUACCUGGAGAUUAGGGAUGGCUACUGGCACAAAUCGCCUCUGGUGAGACGAAUCUGCGGAAAUGUCAGCGGCGAGGUCAUCACCACCCAGACAAGUCGCAUGCUCCUCAACUAUGUCAACCGGAAUGCAGCCAAAGGUUAUCGCGGAUUCAAGGCGAGAUUCGAAGUGGUAUGUGGCGGGGAUAUAAAGCUGACCAAGGAUCAGUCCAUAGACUCACCCAACUAUCCGCUGGACUACAUGCCCGACAAAGAGUGCGUGUGGCGCAUUACGGCUCCGGAUAACCACCAGGUGGCCCUGAAGUUCCAGAGCUUUGAGCUGGAAAAACACGAUGGUUGUACCUAUGAUUAUGUGGAGAUACGGGAUGGCAAUCACAGUGAUUCCCGGCUCAUAGGACGCUUCUGCGGAGAUAAACUUCCGCCCAAUAUAAAAACCCGCAGCAACCAGAUGUACAUCCGUUUCGUAUCCGACUCGUCGGUGCAAAAGCUGGGAUUCUCAGCCGCCCUGAUGCUGGACGUGGAUGAGUGCAAGUUCACGGAUCACGGAUGCCAGCACCUGUGCAUCAACACCUUGGGUAGCUAUCAAUGUGGCUGUCGAGCAGGAUACGAGUUGCAGGCGAAUGGAAAGACCUGCGAGGAUGCUUGUGGAGGAGUAGUGGACGCCACCAAAUCCAAUGGCACGCUCUACUCACCAUCGUAUCCGGAUGUGUAUCCCAACUCCAAACAGUGCGUUUGGGAAGUGGUUGCGCCACCGAAUCACGCUGUCUUCCUGAACUUCACCCACUUUGAUUUGGAGGGCACGCGGUUCCACUAUACCAAGUGCAACUAUGAUUAUCUGAUAAUAUACUCCAAAAUGAGGGAUAAUCGCCUGAAGAAGAUAGGCAUUUAUUGCGGUCAUGAACUGCCUCCGGUGGUGAACUCCGAGCAGAGUGUCCUCAGGCUGGAGUUCUACUCCGAUCGCACUGUCCAGAGAAGUGGAUUUGUGGCCAAGUUUGUGAUAGAUGUGGAUGAGUGUUCAAUGAACAAUGGUGGCUGCCAGCACAGAUGCCGGAAUACCUUUGGAUCCUACCAGUGCAGCUGCCGGAAUGGAUACACAUUGGCUGAAAAUGGACACAACUGCACGGAGACGCGUUGCAAGUUCGAGAUCACCACAUCGUAUGGAGUGUUGCAGAGUCCCAACUAUCCGGAGGAUUAUCCGAGAAACAUCUACUGCUACUGGCACUUUCAGACCGUACUGGGCCACCGGAUACAGUUGACAUUCCACGACUUUGAGGUGGAGAGCCACCAGGAGUGCAUCUACGACUAUGUGGCUAUCUAUGAUGGUCGCUCCGAGAACAGCUCCACAUUGGGCAUCUAUUGCGGUGGACGUGAGCCGUAUGCCGUUAUUGCCUCCACCAAUGAGAUGUUCAUGGUACUGGCCACGGAUGCGGGUCUGCAGAGAAAGGGCUUCAAGGCCACCUUUGUUUCCGAGUGUGGUGGCUACUUGAGGGCCACAAAUCAUUCGCAGACCUUCUACUCGCAUCCACGAUACGGUAGUAGGCCGUAUAAGCGUAACAUGUACUGCGACUGGCGCAUUCAGGCGGAUCCUGAAAGCAGUGUCAAGAUCCGCUUCCUGCACUUCGAGAUCGAGUACUCGGAACGAUGCGACUACGAUUACCUGGAGAUCACAGAGGAAGGCUACUCGAUGAACACCAUCCACGGGAGAUUUUGCGGAAAGCACAAGCCUCCCAUUAUAAUCUCCAACUCGGACACCCUCCUGCUGCGAUUCCAAACGGACGAGAGUAAUUCACUGAGGGGCUUCGCCAUCUCUUUCAUGGCUGUGGAUCCACCGGUGGAUUCUGUAGGCGAGGAUUUCGAUGCGGUUACACCCUUUCCGGGCUAUCUGAAGAGCAUGUAUUCCUCAGAAACGGGUAGCGACCAUCUUCUGCCGCCCAGCAGACUCAUUUAGAAAAACAGAUAGGUCCUGCGGAGAAAUUUAGUUUGUUGUUGAAAUUUGUAAAUAGAUUGUGAAUAAAAAUAUUUUGAAAUUACAUAUGUAAA
Molecule: messenger RNA, 3524 nt
Organism: Drosophila erecta
Lineage: Eukaryota; Metazoa; Arthropoda; Insecta; Diptera; Drosophilidae
Product: dorsal-ventral patterning protein tolloid
Exons: 7
Coding region: 226-3432 (1068 amino acids)
Biological process (GO): proteolysis
Molecular function (GO): calcium ion binding; metalloendopeptidase activity; zinc ion binding
Source: RefSeq, a predicted model, not a curated record